Messenger RNA from Penicillium malachiteum, 1086 nucleotides. Its product is annotated as putative integral membrane protein Pth11-like. Lineage: Eukaryota; Fungi; Ascomycota; Eurotiomycetes; Eurotiales; Aspergillaceae. The coding region runs from base 1 to 1086 and encodes 361 amino acids. The record is from RefSeq and is a predicted model, not a curated record. The transcript is spliced from 6 exons.
AUGUCUUCUAAUCAGACUUCCACGGGAACGGAAGGCGAUUUCAAUCAUCCCAAUGAGGAAUUGCAAAGAGCUGUCAAAAUCUCUCUCGUCUUCUCCUUCUUAUUGCCUACAGUUGCAGUCGGCUUGCGAAUCUGGGCACGAAAAUUGACUGGGAACAGGUUGUUCCUGGAUGAUUACUUGAUCCUUAUUGCUCUGCUGUUCAAAUAUGGUUGUUCUAUCGGAGUUACAAUUCUCCUCUUCAACGGUCUGGGGUCCCACAUGGACACUAUUCCGGAGAAAAAUCUAGUUGUCUAUUUCAAGAUCGGAUGGUCGAAUCCCUUUGUAUACACUACAUGUGUGGCCUUCGUCAAGCUUUCCGUCCUGGCACUCUACAAACGUCUGUUUGCUGUGAAGCACAUGAUUCUAGCAGUCAAUGUCGUUGCUUCGAUUGUUGUGUUAUGGGCAGUUAGCAUCAUGGUCGCGGCGACAUUGAACUGUAUUCCCAUCAACAAAUUCUGGAAUCGGUCCAUCGAGGGCUCCUGCAUCGACACAGCCAACUUCUACUAUGGCAUGCAAAUCCCAAACAUCAUCACAGACCUUGUCAUUCUCAUUAUGCCUAUCAAGGUCGUGAUUGGUCUGCCCAUUCCAAAAUCCCAGAAAAUGCUUCUUUCUGGAGUCUUCCUCAUUGGUGGAUUAACUUUGGUCUUCGAUAUUGUCCGAUUAUGGGUGGCAAUUCAGCUCACUAAGUCAGGACCAGACAUUACUUAUAACCAAGCCCCCACCGCCAUGUGGACCUGUCUCGAGGCGGCUGUCGGCAUCAUCGGAGCCUGUCUCCCCAACCUGAGGCCAUUAUUCAAAUUUGAUGGAGGCAAUUUCUGGUCUCAGAUUCGAUCCAGUCGAGGAUCUAGCCGAGGCUCAAGCAGGGGUCGUUUGACCUCGAAGGAUGGAGACAUGACAGCUACAGUGAACUCGACAAGCACAUCUGAGACCCUCACAUGCGAUACUUUCAUUAUUCCGAAGCCACACAUGGAAGAGCACAUUUCCGAUCAAGGGACUCAAGGCAUUGAAGUGCAUCGAUAUAGUAAAUAUAUGGAUGCUGAGAAAUAA